Messenger RNA from Glycine soja, 2185 nucleotides. RefSeq names its product ankyrin repeat domain-containing protein 50-like. The transcript has a single exon. Gene Ontology annotation, molecular function: protein binding. Lineage: Eukaryota; Viridiplantae; Streptophyta; Magnoliopsida; Fabales; Fabaceae. The coding region runs from base 467 to 1834 and encodes 455 amino acids. The record is from RefSeq and is a predicted model, not a curated record.
AUGUUGAAAUUUAAUUGGUCAGCAAAAAAUGAAUGAAACUUCCAACCAGAAGGAUAGGUCUUUCUAGAAAAUCCGUCAGCAAAAACAAAUCAUUUUGGAAUAAGGCAACACUUACCCCUUCUUAACCUUGUCCGCGUCCUGUGCAAUUGAAUAGUAAUACCAUUCUUAGUCUCGAGUCUACAAUGAAAAUGCUUCAUCAUAUUCAAAAGCGACUGUUUCAUAUCCUUCUCCAUUCUUUCAAGGAGUCAUGGUCAAUGUCUCCCACCUUCCCUGUCCCAGUCACACCCCAACAAACAAGCAUGCUACACAUAGUAUUAAUUAAUCACACAAGUCAAAUAAUCAAUUAACAUAAACAUGAACUAAACAAACAGCCAAAGAAUCAAUCAUCCUCCUUCAAGUAAUCAAGCACCCUUCAAAUCUCAAAUUCAGAAUCAAUCAAUUAAUCAAAUAAUCAAUCAGGUUGAUCAUGGACAGGUUAGUGAAAGCAGACACAAAGGAAGUGGAGAUGAUUUUUCUGAAGGGCCAAAAGUGCAGCUCCUCCUUCAAGCUCACCAACCUCAUGCACACCAUGUCAGUGGCAGUGUCUUUAACCACCACAAACUCUUCUCUUUUCUCCAUCAACAAACCCUUCUCCACAAUUCCCCCACUAUCUACGGCAUCAUACAAACUACAACUCUCUCAGCCCUCCGAUCAACCCCCUCUCUCCGACCCUCCCGACGCCAUCACCGUCCGAGCAACCAUGCUCCCCACCGGGAAGGCCACCGCCGCCGACCUCCGCCGCUUCUUCUCCAAACCCGGCCCCCACGUCUUCCGCGACGCCGUCUUAACAGUCUCCCUCGUCGGCCCCCACGUAGCGGAGUUCCUCAUCUCCCAAACCCCCCAAUCACGCAACCUCUUCGCCAAAUCCAUAUCCGCAUGCACGAAACCGCAGCUCAUGAGGCUGCUCAAACCCGCCGUCGAAUGCGGAAGCACCGACGCUGUCGCGGAUUUACUCAACGCUGGCGCAGACGCGACCGCAACCACGGAAUCUCUCAUGCCGCUCGCAAUUAGGGUUGGGAACCUCCACGCGGUGAAGCUUCUGGAAGCCUCAGGUUGCAAAAUCGACGGAUCGUCUCUGCACGAGGCCGCGGCGAUGGACCGAAUCGACGCGAUGGAGUUUCUGUUGGCGCGCUACGACGGCGAGCUGGACGUGGAUGCGGUGGACUCCGAGGGGAGGACGGCGAUCCACGUGGCGGCGAGGGAGGGGCACGCGAGGGUUAUCCAGUUCUGCGUCGCGAUGGGAGGAAACCCUAAUCGAGUGGAUUCGAAGGGGUGGACCCCACUCCACUACGCGGCGUGGAAAGGGCACGUGAAGGCCGCAGAGUGUUUGUUGGAAUGCUCCAACGUGAAGUGCGCGAGGGACAGGGAGGGGAGAACGGCGUUUUCUGUUGCAGCGGAGAGUGAGCACGAACAAUCUCACGCGCGCACGCGCCUGGUCGAUUUGCUGGGUUGGGGCGAUGCGCUGCUGCGUGCGGUGAGAGUUGACGAUGUUCACGGAGUGAAGAAAUGUUUGGGGGAAGGGGUUAGUGUGAACGGGAGGGACCAGAACGGGUGGACCCCAUUGCAUUGGGCAGCGUUCAAGGGUCGAAUAAAGAGCCUGAAGGUGUUGCUUGAACACGGCGCCGAGGUUGAAACCGUUGAUGAUGCUGGCUACACUCCGUUGCAUUGUGCUGCCCAGGCUGGCCAUUUGCAAGUUGCCCUCUACUUGAUCGCUCAUGGUGCCUCUCAACCCAAUCUCAAGUCCUUUCCACAUCUUGCUCACCCUUUUCAAAAUCAUAGUUUCACACUAAUUUGAGUUUCCCUUCUGUGUACAUAACAUCCAGUAUAUUUGUUAGAGGAGAAAACAUGAUUUUCAUGUCAAAUACGUUUGUUACAUGGGAAUUUAAAUUGUGUAAAACUUUUUCUCUAAGUUUUAUUCUUACUCCUUUUCUUAUUUUACACAUCCAGUUUAAUAAUACCCGGCUCUUGUUUCUUCAGUGUCUCUGUUACUAAGCUGGGGAAACUGGCAGUGUUUCCCGCCAACUCGUGGUUGCAUAUUUUGCUGUAUAAAACUGAUACGAAAAUUAGGUUAGGUAACUAAUCAUGAUAUGAAAUUGUGUUUUAUUUUAUCAUCGUGGAUAAUGGAAUGUUUUUCAUUCAUGUGUUU